UUUAUAGUAAAAAAAUAAAAAAUUACUAUAAAAUAUGAAAUUAAUCUCCUAUUCCCCGUCCGUGGCUCUAUUAUUCAACUGAAGUGCGCAAAUCGCUCGCUAGCAGUUUCGGUGAUCUCUCUUCCGAUUUCCUCUGAAUCUAAUCAUUCCCGAUAGAUACAAGAAUGGCAUCCAAUAGGGGUCAAGGAGGAAUUCAGCAAUUGUUGGCUGCUGAACAAGAAGCACAACGGAUUGUGAAUGCUGCGAAAAAUGAAAAAUCGGCUAGGUUGAAACAGGCCAAAGAAGAGGCUGAAAAAGAGAUUGCUGAAUACCGUGCCAAGCUUGAAUCUGAGUUUCAAAAGAAAGUUUCGGAUAGUAGUGGUGACUCUGGAGCCAAUGUUAAGCGACUUGACCAAGAAACUGAAGAAAAAAUCCAUCAUCUGAAAGAAGAAGCUGCAAGAAUUUCGGAGGAUGUUGUUGCCAUGCUCCUUAAGUAUGUAACGUCUGUGAAAAAGUAGGAACCUUUGAUGAUAUGUUGGUGCAGCUGAGUGGACCCCUAUAUUAUGUUGAUUAUCAUAUCACUAAGUUUAUUUUUGGAUCCAGAUAUUAAGGCGUGGAGAACAUUAUCAUUAUUUAAAAUCUUACUUCGAUGUAUUAAAAUAAAUAAAUUUCGAGUUUGUUCA
This is a messenger RNA of Lathyrus oleraceus (garden pea), 662 nucleotides long. RefSeq names its product V-type proton ATPase subunit G. NCBI's taxonomy places the organism in Eukaryota, Viridiplantae, Streptophyta, Magnoliopsida, Fabales, Fabaceae. Gene Ontology annotation, molecular function: ATP hydrolysis activity; proton-transporting ATPase activity, rotational mechanism. The record is from RefSeq and is a predicted model, not a curated record. Bases 165 to 497 code for a protein of 110 amino acids. Gene Ontology annotation, cellular component: vacuolar proton-transporting V-type ATPase, V1 domain; vacuolar proton-transporting V-type ATPase complex. Gene Ontology annotation, biological process: proton transmembrane transport. The transcript has 4 exons.